Dipodomys ordii (Ord's kangaroo rat) is the source of this 2332-nucleotide messenger RNA. It is a transcript of the gene Rap1a, whose product is annotated as RAP1A, member of RAS oncogene family. The coding region runs from base 1 to 606 and encodes 201 amino acids. NCBI's taxonomy places the organism in Eukaryota, Metazoa, Chordata, Mammalia, Rodentia, Heteromyidae. Gene Ontology annotation, molecular function: GDP binding; GTPase activity; GTP binding. The record is from RefSeq and is a predicted model, not a curated record. The transcript is spliced from 7 exons. Gene Ontology annotation, cellular component: plasma membrane. Gene Ontology annotation, biological process: negative regulation of synaptic vesicle exocytosis; cellular response to cAMP; Rap protein signal transduction.
AUGACUGGGUUGAUGUAUAGAUUGGGAAGGCAACAUUCCAGGUUUGAUUUUUCUUUCAAAUCUUUAACUUUUCUCUUUCUCUUUUGUUUUGUUUUAUUUUCCUCCCAGACAGUUCAAUUUGUUCAGGGAAUUUUCGUUGAAAAAUAUGACCCGACGAUAGAAGAUUCCUACAGAAAGCAAGUUGAAGUAGAUUGCCAACAGUGCAUGCUGGAAAUCCUGGAUACAGCAGGAACAGAGCAAUUUACAGCAAUGAGAGAUUUGUAUAUGAAGAAUGGCCAAGGGUUUGCACUAGUAUAUUCUAUUACAGCUCAGUCCACAUUUAAUGACUUACAGGACUUGAGGGAACAGAUUUUACGAGUUAAAGACACAGAAGAUGUCCCAAUGAUUUUGGUUGGCAAUAAAUGUGAUCUGGAAGAUGAGCGAGUAGUUGGCAAAGAACAGGGCCAGAAUUUAGCAAGACAGUGGUGUAACUGUGCCUUUUUAGAAUCUUCUGCAAAGUCAAAGAUCAAUGUUAAUGAGAUAUUUUAUGAUCUGGUCAGACAGAUAAAUAGGAAAACACCAGUGGAAAAGAAGAAGCCUAAAAAGAAAUCAUGUCUGCUGCUCUAGACCUGAAGCCAGCAGCAGCUCUGAGCCAGAUUACAGGAAUGAAGAACUGUUGCCUAAUUGGAAAGUGCCAGCAUUCCAGACUUCAAAAAACUAAAUCCGAAGAGGCUUCUCCUGUUUUAUAUAUUAUGUGAAGAAUUUAGAUCUUAUAUUGGUUUGCACAAGCUCCCUGGAGAAAAAAAAAUCACUCUGUGUAUAAAUCUCUUGGAAAAUAAGACAAUAGUAUUUCUCCUUUGCAAUAGCAGUUAUAACAGAUGUGAAAAUAAGUAUACUUGACUAAUACAAUUAUACAAAAGAGCAUGGAUGCAUUUCAAAUGUUAGAUAUUGCUACUAUAAUCAAAUGAUUUCAUAUUGACCUUUUUAUCAUGAUUCUUCCCUGUCAAGCACUAAAAAGUUGAACCAUUAUACUUUGUAUCUGUAAUGGUAUAGAUUAUAAAAUUUCCCCUCAAACUCAUUGCAGCAAAUAACUUUUUCAAGUCAUUGACUUCAUUUUAUAUUUAAAAAUUAUGAAAUAUCAUCUGUCAUAUUCUAAUUAAAAUUGUUUGUGCAUAAUGCUUUGGAAAAAUGGGUCUUUUAUAGGAAAAAACUGGGAUAACUGAUUUCUAUGGCUUUCAAAGCUAAAAUAUAUAAUAUACUAAACCAACUCUAAUAUUGCUUCUUGUGUUUUAUGUCAGAUUAAAUUACAGCUUUUAUGGAUGAUUAAAUUUUAGUACAUUUUCAUUUGGUUUCUGUGUUUUUGUUAUUGUUUAUAGAGUUAAAGCAUUUAUUUUAUAAUGACCACAUUGUUUAAAAUUCGACAGCAGCUCCUUUUCUGUCUGGAAUCUGCAGAACACUUGGCUUUAAACUACAUUAGGUGGUGAUCUCUCUCUUAAGAACAGACCUAGCACUUUCUGUUCUAGAUAUAUUUAUUCCUACUCUACACUCAAGUACAUCAGACAACAUGGAAUAGUUUUGUAUAUUCUCUCUGAUGUUAAAGAUUGUAUCUUAUUGAAUAAAAUACCCCACUGUGUAUUAUUUUUAUAUGUAAAAAAGAUAAGUUUAAUACUGUAUCAGGGUUUAACUUUUACUAUUUUUAAAUCUUCCACGGCUUGUAAUUUCAUUAAGGGAAUCCUUUUGCCAUGUUAACUUGUUGGGUAUGGCUCCACCAAUGAAGUAUUGUGUGAAAAAUUUUUAACUUGCUUUAUAACUAGAUUGCAGAACUUGAGAGAAGUGAGUGAAAGUUAGAAUACAUAAAAGGAAUGUAUUAGUUACUUUUGCUUCAACCGUAUAUGAAGUAGCAUAUUAAUAUAAAAAUGCUAAAUUAGAAUUUUAGUUGGCUAUAUAGUGGUGCUUUGCUUUUUCCUCCCAGUUAUAUGCAUUUUUACAAGAGAUAGAGCAUAAUUAGGUCAUGGACCCUGGGUGAUAAUCCAUUCUCCCUAAAGAGAGGUAGAACAAACAGCUUGUUAACCAGUUCAUUACUGGAGAAAGAAACAAGCAGGCUUAGGAAACCCCGUGCCUUGUCCCCGAAUAUCAAGGAGACCAGUCCUAGAAAGUCUAAAUCAUUGCUCAGGGAUCUAGCUACUGUCUUGUUGCAACUAGGCAUGAAGAUGUGUUCAGCCUUGCGGAAUUUUCCAGGAGUGUGGUCUGCCCAUAAGUUACUAAAUUAAAAUUUAAUGUCAGCAUUCAAAUGUAAGCUCUGAGAAGCUUGAAGAAAAUGUUAAAACUAUUGUUCAAUAAACUGGAAAUUGUA